AAGCUGACACAGUCAAUGGCCUGCUUUUGUUAAGGGGCGUGUUCUUACUAUCUCGACCGAAAGCUCCGCUCUGUCUCUGUAGCUGGCGAGCUGCUAACUUAACUAUCUACCCAGGCGGCGACGGUCGGUCCUAGUAGCAAUACGAGGUUGAAAAUAGCCAGCUAGCUCCGUCAAAAAACAAUCUAAUUUAACUAGCACUUGAUCAGAAGUUGGGGUGCGGUACACGCAUCCAAAUUGAUGAGUACGCAAAAUACAUCUGCAUGAAGGAAACUAUGGAAGACUGAGAGAAAGAGGACAUUUUAUCGGCGAUUCUUUUGCCGGUUCUUCGGCCAAGCCGCCAGCGCGAAAGAUUCUCCUUCUCUAAAGACGGUUUGCGGAGUUUCGGCUGGAACACAAGGUCAAUAUACGUGGGGCUGCGUGGUGUGGGCGCCCAUGAGAAAACCACGACGGAGAGGAGGCCUGUCUGGGGCCUUGGACGACCGACAAAGCGAUGCCACCGGCAGUGAGGAACCAGAGAGGGUGUCACGGCCGCGGUCACCCUCUCCCUAUCGCCGUAAGGUUUCACCCUCCAGGGAAACCCUGACGUAUGCCCAGGCACAAAAGAUUGUGGAAGUUGACCUGGAUGGAAGGCUGCAUAGGAUCAGCAUCUUCGAUCCUUUGUCUGUCAUCACUGAAGAUGAAAUGACAGCUCAGGACAUCGCAGAGUGCAACAGCAACAAAGAAAACAGCGAACAGGCCUUAGCGACUACGAUCAUCGUCUCGCCACGCAGAACACCUGCCCAUAGAGGUAAAAAGAAGGAUGCCAAGCAGCAAAACCACUCUCACGGACAAUCUCAGGCACAGUCGAACAGCCACAGUGGCUCCUUACCCAAACCCACCUUCAGAUUAUUGGAGUCUUACGAACCAACGGAGACUCCGUCUCGACCCACGGCUUACUACCGCUUCAUUGAGAAGUCUGGAGAGGAGUUAGAUGCGGAUGCCGAGUACGACAUGGACGAGGAAGACACGGCGUGGUUGGAGCUGGUGAACGAAAGGCGAGAUUCCGAAGGCCAGACGGAAGUUUCGCCGGACACUUUUGAGCUUCUGAUAGACCGUCUGGAAAAGGAGUCCUUCCUGGAGUCGCGAAGCCAGGCGCCCUCGCAAAGCGAAAUAGAUGAAGAUGCCUUCUGCUGUGUGUGUCUCGACGACGAGUGUCUCAACAGUAACGUCAUCCUCUUUUGUGAUAUUUGUAACCUGGCCGUGCACCAGGAGUGUUACGGAGUUCCUUAUAUUCCGGAGGGUCAGUGGCUCUGCCGCUGUUGCCUGCAAUCGCCCUCCCACCCCGUAGACUGCGUGCUGUGCCCUAAUCAGGGCGGUGCUUUCAAACAGACCAGCGACGGGCGGUGGGCACACGUAGUCUGUGCUAUUUGGAUCCCAGAGGUGUGUUUCGCCAACACUGUCUUCCUUGAGCCCGUUGAGGGUGUGGACAACAUCCCACCUGCGAGGUGGAAGCUUACGUGUUACCUGUGCAAACAGAAAGGUCGCGGGGCGUCCAUCCAAUGCCACAAGGCCAACUGCUACACGGCUUUUCACGUCACGUGCGCGCAGAGAGCGGGACUCUUUAUGAAAAUCGAACCGGUUCGAGAGACCACCGUGAAUGGGACUACGUUUUCGGUGAAGAAGACGGCGUUUUGCGAGGCGCACUCGCCGCCUGUGAAGGAGGGGUCUGAUGAUGAAGAUGGCGGAGGGAGGGUUUUGGGAUGCAGAGCUAACAGGGGCCGCAGUGCCUAUACUCAGACGCCACAGCUGAAAAAGUGUAAAAACAGUAAACUGGAUUCCAAACGGCAGCAGAAAAAGAAAGGAACAAAAGAUGAGGCGUCCAAAAAACCAGCAACACCGUUGGUCACUGUCCCAGAAAUACCUGCUCACAGGUUAAACAAAAUUUCAAAAGACGUUAUCAUACAGAAGAAGAAUCAGUUCAUGCAGAGACUGCACAACUAUUGGUUACUAAAGCGUCAAUCACGCAACGGAGUGCCUCUCAUUCGCCGUUUACAUUCACAUUUACAGGGCCAGAGGAGUGCAGAGCAGGUUAUUGCGGAGCCAGACGAAAAAUUGAACGCUGUGAGAGAAGAGCUGAAAUACUGGCAGAAGCUUCGUCAUGACCUGGAGAGAGCUCGACUCUUGAUCGAGCUCAUUCGCAAGAGAGAGAAACUGAAGCGAGAGCAGGUGAAGAUUCACCAAGCUGCGACCGAGCAUCAGUUAAUUCCAGUCCUGGUACUGCUACGGUCCACCCUGGACCAGCUUCAGGAAAAAGAUACUGCGAAAAUAUUUGCACAGCCUGUCAACUUGAAAGAGGUACCUGAUUACCUGGAGUUUGUCUCGCACCCUAUGGACUUCUCCACCAUGAGAACCAAAUUGGAGGCUCACAAAUAUCACUCGGUUACUGACCUAGAGUCUGAUUUCAACCUUAUGAUCUCCAACUGCCUGCUUUACAAUGCUAAAGACACUGUGUUUUACCAAGCUGCAAUACGACUGAGGGACUUAGGGGGCGCCAUCCUGAGGCACGCUCAGAGACAAGCCCAAAACACAGGCUUUGAUCUGGACACGGGCAUGCACCUACCAGAAUCACCACACAAAAAUGACUACUACCGCUGCACUUUGGAGGAUGUGGAUACGCUGCUAGAUCCUGAUAAUCGAUUGCACAUGACGGCUGAAGACCAGCUGAGGGAGCUGCUAGACAAAUUGGACGUGGUGACCUCCAUGCGCACGAGCGGAGCACGCACACGCCGCAUCCGCCUGCUGCGGAGGGAAAUCAACAGUGUUCGCUAUAGGCAGCGCUCAAGGAACUCGCACAUGCUCAAUGGAGACCUUAAAGAGGAAGAGGACGAAGAUGAAGACAAAGAGAUCGAUGGUGAGCAGCAUAACAUGUCAGCUUCGUCGUUAGACAAGGAUGACCUUAAAUCAACCCCCCCACCCACACUGGAGCCCACAGGCUUGGCGUUGUCUCCUCCCCCAGGAGACACACCCCAGGACCCUCCCACCCUCCGACCCAUGACAUCGGACCCCAGGACAUCUCCGUGCCCACCCAAGCGCCUCAAACUCAACAGCGAGAGCCAAGAAGCAGAUACAGACCCCGCCUCUGUCAACAGCUGCACCAAACCUGAAGAUCGUCUGCCUGCUAGCGAGAACAAACUUAUCAACGGCCUGUCCUCACCGACCCGUCCCACGACGGGAGUCGGGCGACGAACGUCUGUGCUCUUCAAAAAAGCAAAAAAUGGAGCCAAGCUCCAGCGCGAAAGAGACAAUCAAACGCAGAACGGAAACAGAGAAGAGCCGAUCAAAACUGAGCCGGUCACUGUUCGCACACCCAACAAAACCGAAACUACAGCCCAGCCAAAACCUCAGACACCUCCGCCCAUAUCAACCCCAACCAAACAGAGAGCGAGAAGCAGAAGCCGUAGCCCAGAGUCAGAGAAAACUCCUCCUCGCCUUACUAUUGAACCAGCUCUGACAAACGGCUUCAGGAAGCACAGAGACGGCAGUUCUGACUCAGAAUACAGCGCGUCGCCGAUACUCCGGGAACUUGCCUCACCACCCAAGAAAAGUCGAGGGAAACCUGCACUGUCCAAAGUCCCUUUCUUAGAGACUGUUAAUGGAGAUGCUGACUACACAGGGACUGAUGUGCUGUCAAAUGGUGACAUCUUUGAACCUGAACCUCUGGACCUGGUGUGGGCCAAAUGCAGAGGAUAUCCGUCAUACCCUGCUCUGAUCAUAGAUCCAGACAUGCCUCAGGAAGGUCUGUUGCAUAACGGUGUGCCCAUUCCUGUGCCUCCUCUCGAUGUGCUGAACUUGGGGGAACAGAGACAGGAGGAGGCCGGCGAGAAACUCUAUCUUGUCCUCUUCUUCGACAACAAACGCACCUGGCAGUGGCUUCCACAAGAUAAGGUGACUCCUCUGGGCGUGGACGACACAACUGAUAAGCUGCGUAUGAUGGAGGGCAAGAAGACCAGCAUCCGGAAGUCCGUGCAAGUGGCUUACCAUCGAGCUAUGAUUCACCGGAGUCGCGUUCGGGGAGAACACGGUUUCGCCAGCUCCAAUUUCCUGUAGGACAGAAGUCCUCAUCUACCAUUUACAUGGGUGCAUGACCUUAAAUCUGUUCAACCACCAUAGCAGACUAAGAGUGAUUUAUGUGGUUAAUGCACCAGGUACUAGUUUCCUGAGCAGAUUAGCGGUUUAGUUCUAACCUGAAUGUUUGGUAGAGAGGUGUUUUAUGUUUUUUUUAUUUGUUUGAAGCUAUGGUUCAUAUUGGUUUGGGUUUUAGGGUGGCCGUCAGUUAAUUGUGUUUUUACUGGUGUCACUUUAUAGUGAUGAGUUUAAAUCCCCCAGACUCAGAAUUUUAGCUUUUGGGUACAUUUCAUUUUUGCAAAAAUCGUCAUUUUAAAAGAACGAAUGAAUAAUAUUAAGGUUUGAAUGAAUCACUGCCAUGUUCUUACGAUAGCUUUUUAAAGUUUUACAAACCACUUCUUGUAUAUUGUAAAGACACUCGUGUAUAUAAGUGUUUUUUAUCGUAUAGUAUCUAAAUUAAUUUUUUCUUUGGUUUAUUGUGAAAUAAAUUGCCUGGAGGUAGGAUGAAAUGAAGAAGGAUCUGUACAUACAUGUAAAGAUUUUCAAAUGAACUGACUUAGAAAGGGUCUUGCUUAUGAUAUCAGAGAGUGUAAGUAUGUUCAUUUAUAUGUACAUUACUGGCAUACGUUAUAUGUAUGUGUAUAUGUACCAACCUGCAGUUGUCUAUGGUUAAAUAUAUAUUCUCAUUUUUUGAUACAAAAAAAAUGUAAUUUAUUUAUGGACAGCAGAGAGUCAAAGGAAAUAAAUUAUAUUGGUUGAAGAUGGAAAUCAAAUCUCUUAUUUAAGAUAAACUAUUGAAUAGACUUUUAAGAUCUAACUACACAUGAGAUGUAUCAUACACUUGCUGUUCAACAGUACAAAUCCAUUUCACAGUCAAGCACAGAGCCUUGUAUUUAUUGUAGAAAGAUGUCGAGCGUUUGUUCACUGUUUAUAAGAUGGAACCUCCAAGAAAUUUUAAGCUUGUACAAACUGCAGAUUUUACCAACCCACCAAAUAAUCUGUUCAAACAGUAUUUUCAUUGUGGGAGAAAUAAAUGUCUUAUUGAA
Paramisgurnus dabryanus is the source of this 5150-nucleotide messenger RNA. Lineage: Eukaryota; Metazoa; Chordata; Actinopteri; Cypriniformes; Cobitidae. The record is from RefSeq and is a predicted model, not a curated record.